Molecule: messenger RNA, 927 nt
Organism: Papaver somniferum (opium poppy)
Lineage: Eukaryota; Viridiplantae; Streptophyta; Magnoliopsida; Ranunculales; Papaveraceae
Product: 60S ribosomal protein L18a-like protein
Exons: 4
Coding region: 165-626 (153 amino acids)
Source: RefSeq, a predicted model, not a curated record
UCUAUCAAACUGUAAUAACAACAAUAAUAAACGGAAGCAAUAAUUUUUCCGUCAAUCUCUUCUCUGCUACGAAAUCGCAAGUCAAUCGGGGAAGUAAGAGAAGAAAUAAACUGUUCAAUUUCUGAAAACCCUUAUCAAUUCAUUCCUUAAUCUCGCAAACAAAGAUGUCAACUGAGGAAGAAGGAAAGAGCAAAGGUCUCUAUAGUGGUGGUAGUGGUGAUCAACAGUCACCGCCAUCAGCACCACCUCACUAUGGUACUUUCCAAGGACUUCCUCCUUCUUAUCCCCAACAGCCUUCAAUUGGUUACCCUCAGCCUGUUCCACCUCCAGGUCUUACUGGGGCAUCUCCUUACUACCCUCAUGGUUACCAGGGUAUUCCAGGUUAUGUUGUUGAAGGAACACCUGUGGAUGAACAUCGACAUCGUCGUCUCCCUAUAUGUGGUUGCGGGGUUGGUUGGUUUCUGUUCAUAAUUGGUUUCUUUACUGCCGCCAUUCCAUGGUACUUUGGUGCUUUCAUUCUGCUUUGUGUCAGAAUUGAUCAUAGAGAGAAACCAGGACUGAUUGCGUGCACAAUUGCUGCUGUUCUAUCUGCUGUUGCCAUUGUUAUUGGAGCUUCUAGUCAUUGAUCGACUUCUUUCCUCCGUCCUGGCGAUCCCUUGACAGAGGAGGUUGGAGUUGUAUGGACUGCAAUACGGAUGUAUAAGUGUGUAUGACAUAAUGCAGGUGGUGGUAUUUAUUUAAUUGAGUUGUUAAGCUUGUGAUGGUAGUAGAUGUUUACUAGAAAGAUACUGCCUUGCAACGAUGAAUUUUUAAGUAUCUAAAGUCAUCCAUAUUUGUUUAUAUAAAGUAUACAAAAUGUAUUUUACUAGUCAUUAAGUUCAAUUCUUAGCAGGGUAAGGUUAGUGAUCUUAUUUAUCUAAAGUCAUA